AUGCCUGAGAAUGUAUCUGAAGUUGAUAACUGUGUGGAGAGUUUAAAAGAAUUAGGGAAUACCCUAUAUAAGGAAGGAGACUUUGCUGGUGCUAUUCAAUGCUAUACUGACGCCCUGAAGCAAGCCAAUGAAAAGGUGGAACGAGCUGUCCUCCUGAAAAAUCGGGCAGCUACAUAUCUGAAGCAAGAGCAAUAUUCAAAGGUUCUAGAGGAUUGCAAUGAGUCUCUGGCAUUGGUACCUCAUGAUCCCAAAGCCCUUUUCCGAAGAGCCCUGGCUCUGGAGCAGUUGGAGAGGAUAGAUGAGGCAUACAAAGAUGCUAAAGAAGUACAGGAACUGGAGCCACAAAACAAGGCUCUAGAGCCAGUCCUGAGACGGCUCUAUGAAGCCCUUCAGGAAAAGGUAAAGAUGAUGUCGCAGGUGUCAAACAAGGUUUCGCAGAUGUUUCAGUGUGCCUUUGACAAGGAUUCCGAUCUUGAAAAAUGUAACAAGGCCUUGAAUAACUUGUUGGUUCUUGCACGUGAGAGAGCGGCUAGUGCCUUGAUGAUGGAGAGGGACUUGAUUGAGAAGCUCAUGGAGUUAUUGAGUGUGAAUAAGACUUCUGAGAUUCAACUCACUGGCAUACGACUCAUUGGAGAGUUAUGCAAAGGCAAUGUUGAGAGAACCAAGAUCAUUGUCAAGAAAAUUGGAAUGCCUUGGUUUUCAGAUAGAUUUCUUAGUCAAGAUGAGCAGUAUAUUAAUGCUGUUGAAUAUUGUAUCCAGACAAUUUUGAAGACUCUAGGGGGUCUGGAAGCUUCCAAGGAAGAAAAAGAAAAACUUUUGAAGGAGAAUGCACUAGAAAUUGAUACAAUCAUGUCAGUACUUCUCUGCUCUGUGACAAGCAGAGUCAUAUCCGGGAUAGGCAGGGAUGCUAUCCUAGAAAUAAUCACUAGAAAUGUUGAUUAUCAAGCCUUGCAAUGGGCUGAGAAGUUUGUCAAGGCUGGAGGCGUGACACGAAUGAUGGAGGUUUCUGCUGAGCUCCCUGAAUUGCCUUAUGAGUCCAACAUGAAGAUCACUGAGUCAACCAAAACCCUUGCUGCUGUGUGCCUUGGCAAAGUAUAUGACAAUAUGUGGCAUGACCUAGCCAAACAAGAUUUCAUCAAUAAAGUAGAAGACUUUGUCAAAGAUAAAUUGCUUGGCAUGGAAAUUGAGGACAAGGUGAGGGUUGCCUCAUCCUUGACCACUCUCCUACGUGGUCCCCUUGAUGUUGGAAAUUCCAUUAUUGCAAAAGAAGGUUUCCUGGAGAUGCUUCUAGUGAUGGCUAAUUCAGGUGAUACUAUUCAGCAAAAGGUUAGUGCUGAAGCUCUCAUUGCUGCUGCAUCCAAAAAGGACAAAGCCAAGUCCAUCGUCUCACAGGGAACGAACAUAUUGAAAAGUCUCUAUCAAUCCAAAGAUGAUCACAUCAAAGUGAGAGCUUUGGUUGGACUUUGCAAACUUGGUGCUUCAGGUGGUACUGAUGCCAGCUAUCGGCCAUUUGCUGAAGGUUCAACACUGAAAUUGGCAGAAGCUUGUCGCCGUUUCCUCAUACACCCAGCCAAGGACAGAGACAUGAGAAAAUGGGCUGUUGAAGGACUGUCAUAUCUCACCUUGGAUGCAGAGGUAAAGGAGAAGCUAAUUGAAGACAAACCAGCCAUUAAUGCCAUGAUUGAGUUGGCCAAGACAGGAGAUCAAUCUGUUGUCUAUGGCUGUAUUACAACUCUUGUCAACCUCACUAACAGUUAUGACAAGCAAGAAAUUAUUCCUGAAAUGAUUGAACUUGCUAAGUUUGCCAAACAGCACAUCCCAGAGGAGCACGAACUGGAUGAUCCUGACUUUGUGACCAAGCGAGUCAGGGUCUUAGGGCAGGCAGGUGUUACAGUAGCUCUAGUAAGCUUGAGCAAGACUGAGAGCAAAAAUUGCAAGGAACUGAUCUGCCGUGUCUUCAAUGCCCUUUGCGAACAUCAGGACCUGCGAGGUCUAGUUGUCCAGCAAGGAGGUGCCAAGGUCCUCAUCCCAAUGGCUCUUGAUGGGACUGAUAAGGGGAAAAAGCAAGCUGCACAGGCAUUGGCCAGAAUUGGAAUCACCAUUAACCCUGAGGUUGCCUUCCCUGGGCAGAGGGCAUGUGAAGUUGUGAGACCGCUCCUACAACUCCUCCAUCCUGAUUGCAAAGCCCUGGAGAAUUUUGAAGCUUUGAUGUGCCUAACAAAUCUGGCUGGAAUGAACCUGACUGUUCAAAAACGGAUAAUGAAGGAAGGAGGCUUUUCUAAGAUUGAGCAUUACAUGUAUGAGGACCAUUUGAUGUUGAAGAAAGCUGCAACCCAGUGCAUCACAAAUCUUUGCUCCUGUUCUGAAGUGUUAAAGUACAUGGAAGGCAAAAAUGAUAGAGUGAAGUAUCUGCUACUGUUGUCUGGGGAACAGGAUGAAGAGGAGCUGGAGACAGGGAAAGCGGCAGCUGGGGCUCUGGCGAUACUCACUUCAGUCAGCAAAAAGUGCUGUCAGAAGAUAUUUGAUAGUGAUCAGUGGCUUAAUAUUUUGCAAUUCCUUGUUGCCAAUCCAGACCCAGAUGUUCAACACAGAGGAGUCUGUAUUGUUCACAACAUGAUGACAAAGUCAAAAAGCAUUGCUGAGAAGCUAAUUGAGACCAGCAUCAUGGAGCUCCUCAUGGCUCUGUCACAGAGUGAUGUGGGAAACCCAAAAAUCAGGGAAUAUGCUGAAAUGUCACUGAAAGCUGCUGAGGAAUGGAAAUUGAUCAAAGCCAAUGAUGGGGAAGAAGAAGAUGGUAACAGUGAUGUUGAUUGA
Messenger RNA from Darwinula stevensoni, 2814 nucleotides. NCBI's taxonomy places the organism in Eukaryota, Metazoa, Arthropoda, Ostracoda, Podocopida, Darwinulidae. The record is from the annotation of a GenBank genome assembly.